AGUUUCUUGUUAACGUUCCUACACUGAAAGAUGUCUAAAUUAUUAGUAUUUGUUUUAAGACUAAAAAGCCCAUUGCAGCUUAGAAAUAUUCUAAAUAACCUUCUCACGGCAAGAGGCAUUAACUAUUCCCUGGGUACUCUUCACAAACAUCACACUAACUUCUCUGCAGAGCUGGAAAAGACCAUCCAAUCUGAAACCAAUUUUAAGAAUAUCUGUCACCUUAAGAAGUAUGUCCGAAAGCAUACUAAAUGGCAUCGAGAAAAUGACUGUACCAAUCUGCAUUACUUCAACUAUUUGCUGCUAGAUCCUCGAGUAACAAAUAACUUGAGGGAGCGAGCCAGUAGCCUUCAUCUGAUGGAUGUUUGGUACACCUUCCUAAGAGCAAUUUUCUAUGUUGGAAAAGGAAAAGCUAACCGUCCCUAUGUUCAUUUAAAAAGAGCACAUAAAUUGCUGAAUGAAACUAAUAGCAUAACGUUAGCCAAGGACCCGAAAUUGGCCCUAAUAGUAUCCAUCUGGAGGGCUAAACGUGGAAUCUUACUAAUGCGUGCUUUUCGAAGAAUUUCGUCACCAGAUGCGGAAACUCGUGAGGCAUCUAUUAUUGAUGCUCUCGGUAUGAAUCACUUGACCAACCGGCGAUUGGGUGUUUAUUGUGGUCAAGCUCGAAGUAGUUUAUCCAAUAAAGAGCGAAAGUAUUUAGGAAUAGCUCUGCUUUACAAACUAAUGCAGAAGUUUCUUGAGACUGAAGAGAGGGAACUUUAUCCUUUACCGAAUACCAAAAGUGUUGACUUCAAGGUUGCAAUGGAAGCUUAAUUGAACUUAAAAUAUAUAUAUACUUAGUAAAUUUUGUAAAAUUUUGGUUUGUAUU
Messenger RNA from Drosophila eugracilis, 865 nucleotides. Its product is annotated as ankyrin repeat and LEM domain-containing protein 1. The coding region runs from base 31 to 810 and encodes 259 amino acids. Gene Ontology annotation, molecular function: endonuclease activity. The transcript has a single exon. Lineage: Eukaryota; Metazoa; Arthropoda; Insecta; Diptera; Drosophilidae. The record is from RefSeq and is a predicted model, not a curated record.